CAACUUUCAACAGAGAUCUUCCAGCAUGUGAGGUUUAACAAAAGAUGGAAAUAAAUAGCUUCAACAAUAUUGUUGCCAUGAUAUUAUGGAUUUAUGGCAGACAUGCAUUAGGUUGAUUAGACAUGCUGCUUAGUUGACAUUCCAUUCAACAAAAAGUUAGUGAGAACCAACAAUAAUUCUGCCCUUUCUAGAAAUCCUGGAAGGGGUUAUACCAAACAGAGCAGGUCCUUCUCACUGAACUGCCCUUUUUGCAGAGCAUAACGUAUAAAGAUUGUGAUCUAAGUCGCUCAUGUCCGCUAGAGUGGUUAGCACCUGAUAUCUUUGCACGUGCUAGGACCAGGGAUUAAUCUGAGAUUCUUGCAGGUAACAGUUUUUCUUUUUAUUACUGUAGACCCAUUGGAGAGUGGUAGUAGUUUUCUAAGAGUUCCUCGUUUAUACUAGUAUAAGUCUAGGGUAUAUCUCAGCUCUACUCCUCUAAUCCCCAAACUCCAGUGCCUGAUGCAUGGUAUACUCUGACUGUGCAUGCGAAGAUCAGAGGAAUCAAAGAGGGCAGAGGCAGGAGGAGCUCUACUAGGCUGCGGAAAAAAGCUGGAGAGGGGGAGAUACAAAGGCAAAUCAAAGCUCAGGAAAGGAAAGGAGAAAUGUAUCUGCACUGCAUUGCAUUGCAUUACAUGGAGUAAAAGCAAAACCAACCAAAUCUCACAUACAACACCCAGCAAGCAGAACAAGUAAGUCCAACUGUACUCUGCUCAUCCUACGUGUGCCCCAUGUGGGCAGCAACAACAGCUCUUUCCCGUAUGUCUUUCUUACCCAACACUCCUCUCCUCCUCUUACCCUGGCCGUGCACUACACCCACCCUACAAAAGGGCUCUCGUUUUCUCCUAAACCCAGAGUAAAGACGAUGCCUGAUGAUCCAUCCAGAAGCAGCAGUGUAGUUUGAUCAGAUUGUACACCCAUAUAUGCCGGAGGAGCAGCAAACAACAAUGGAGGGGAAGGCGAGGAGACAUGCCAGCCCAGCAGGGAUGCGUACCAGGCCCGUCAGGGUGGAGCCGGAGCCUCCACCGACCAUGAAGCAUGAGGUAGGGACGACAAGGGUGGCAGUGGUGUACUACCUGUGCUGCAACCACCAGCUGGAGCAUCCACACUUCAUGGAGGUGCCCCUCGCCUCCCCGCAAGGUCUCUACCUACGAGAUGUGAUUAGCCGACUCGACACCCUGAGAGGGAAGGGCAUGGCAGCCAAGUAUUCCUGGUCCUGCAAAAGGAGAUACAAGAAUGGGUUUGUGUGGCACGAUCUGUCUGAGGGUGAUCUGCUUCUGCCCGCACAAGGCACCGAGUAUGUCCUCAAGGGUUCCGAGCUCCAACUCGACCAGUCAAAGUCACCGCUGUCACUAGUACCAGGCCAUCAGCAGAAUAGUAGUAUAAGCUAUGGAAAGGUUCAGCUCCACAAGGCAACUCGACAACAACAGUCACCUCUUUCCCGUCGAUUGAAUCAAGGGUGGCCUUCUAUGUCUCCGUGCCCUGAUCCUGCUGUUUCAAUCAUCAAAGAGGCAGUACCACCUUCCGCUGUUAUUGUUUCAGCCAUAGGAAAGGCAGCCGUCCAGCCAACAUUGCUGUCAUCACCAUCUGCUUCCACCAUCGGUUACGACGAGCGAUGCAGGAUGCCACAUUCAGGUUCCUCAAGCAACUCGUCCCCCAAGACAAGCACACUUUCCUCCGGUGCAAGCUCACCCGGCAUCAACAAUCCUGCGGUAGCGCACGACAUGGCCACACAAACAGAGGACAAAGCCAGAGGGAACAAUAAAACGCUCCAACAGAGACAAGAUGUAGCAGGCGUGACCCCGGAAAGGCCAGAAAUUGCUGUCGAGUCCCAUCCCAGGCAUCCACCUGCAGGAGAGCGCCCUUCCAGUAGGAGGAGUAGCACAUUGCAGUCGCUGAUAAGGGCAGAAGCGGCUGGCAGGAGGAGAGGUCUACUGGAGGAGGAUGAAAGGACUGCUACAACGGGCUCUGUCAGCGGCAGGCUGAAGCCAGCCAACUUGCUCAUGCGCCUCAUGGCCUGCGGACCGAACAGCCCUGGCUUCGGCCUUGUUCAGAAAUCAUACAAGCCGCAGUUCACGUGGCUUGAGUACCCGUCGGCGUCUCCAGAGCUGUCCCCUCUUGGUGUGCUGAAGCCUGGGACUAGUAGCACGUCCACUGCCAGAGCUUCAGAAACAGAGAACUGCAUUGGUAGCCUAGUUGGCGGUGUUGUAGGCAGGCUUGAAUGCUCUUCUUCGUCUCGCGGUCACCAGGAUGGAGUUUGCGAGGAAGCGCGCUUGUCGAAAGGGGACUUGGGUAGCCUGUGCAGGAGCACGAGCAAAAGGAUGGGCGAUCCGUCAUCAUCGGGCAGUGUGGUUCCAUGAUGAAAUGGAGAAGAUGGCCGAGAUGGAAGAAAGGCUUUCUUCAGGAGCUCGGGUCAUCAUCCACUAGUUAACUGCUCGAACAAAAUCAGUUGUUUCAGUGUCAAUGCAACGAUAUAGGGUGUUGUGUGAAGGAGAUAAUAAGUGACCAGAAAGUCUGUACUAGUAAUUUCUUCUCAGAACAAUAAUAAUGACAAUGUUUGUAGUACCAACUACUAACUUUGCUUUGGGAGGAAGUAACUAUCGUGCCUUACUGCAAGCUCUUGUAGUUAUUGCUAAUAAAGUGGAGUGGGAGAAGGG
Lolium perenne is the source of this 2693-nucleotide messenger RNA. Its product is annotated as protein SOSEKI 3. Lineage: Eukaryota; Viridiplantae; Streptophyta; Magnoliopsida; Poales; Poaceae. The record is from RefSeq and is a predicted model, not a curated record.